GCCAUACUCAAAACAAGCAGAAGAUGAGAGGUCCCUUGGAGAGUAAAAAGUCUAGAAACAGUAGCCUUGAUCUCGCAAAAUUGAGUCAGUCGGCUUGAGUAGAACCGUUAAGAUGAGUCUAAAGCGUAAUUUAGUGAUAUUUUAACGGUUUGAAAAACGGGGAACAAUCAGUAGAUAAGACCAAAGGUGAAAUAAUUAACGUUAGCUAGCUAGCACAGUAGCUGCUAACUUGCUAGCCCCGGUGAGCUAGCUACCAAGAAGCCCCGACAUUUGAGAACGACUAACCUUACUGGACAUUGGGACACUGGUGUUGGUUGUCAUUGUAUCUGGGAGUGAGAGGUAAGGCUAGGCAUCUCUCCAGUUGACGCUGUUCCCUGGAGCGGCCUUAGCCAAGUCGAAGAGACGGGGAACAGGAUAGGGAAGCAGGGCGGCUCGGCCACCUCGGAGCCUGUGGAGAAGAUGGCGGGGAGCCCCGAGAAGAGUUCGUCCGCCCAGGAGCUGAAGGAGCAAGGCAACCGGCUUUUUCUCUGCCGCAAAUACCAGGAGGCCGCUACCUGCUACAGUAAAGCAAUAAAUCGAAAUCCAUCAGUAGCUGUGUACUACACAAACCGUGCCCUGUGCUACGUGAAACUACAGCAGUACGACAAAGCAUUAGCUGAUUGCAAACACGCCCUUGAACUGGACACCCAAUCAGUGAAAGCUCACUUCUUUUUGGGCCAAUGCCACUUGGAGCUUGAGAAUUAUGAAGAGGCCAUAGGAAACCUACAGAGAGCUUAUAACCUGGCAAAGGAGCAGCGCCUGAACUUUGGUGAUGACAUCCCAAGUGCACUGCGUCUUGCAAAGAAGAAACGCUGGAAUAGUUUGGAAGAGAAACGCAUCAACCAGGAGAACGAGCUGCACGCCUAUCUUACUAAACUCAUCCUGGCUGAGAAAGAGAGAGAAAUUGAGGAAUGCAGAGAGAAGCAAGUGGAUGAUAAUCAGAGUGGAAGUGAGAUCAGCAAAAUCAAGUCGAAACACGAUAAGUAUCUGUUGGACAUGGACGAGCUGUUUGCUCAGGUGGACGAGAAAAGAAAGAAGAGAGAGAUCCCUGACUACCUGUGUGGAAAGAUCAGUUUUGAACUGAUGAGAGAGCCCUGCAUCACCCCCAGCGGCAUAACCUACGAUCGCAAAGACAUUGAGGAACAUCUACAGCGUGUCGGCCAUUUUGAUCCAGUGACUCGCAGCCCCCUGACCCAGGACCAGCUCAUCCCCAAUCUGGCAAUGAAGGAAGUGAUCGACGCUUUUAUCCAAGAGAAUGGCUGGGUGGAGGAUUAUUGAACACGAACACACACACACACACACACACAAACACGUACACACAUACACACACACACACACAUGCAUACACACACACACACACACACACACACACACACACACACACAAAACACUUACAGACACACAAUUGUAAAGCAGUGCAGCGAGCAGAUAAGAGGAAGGGGAGUGGAGCAGACUGAACAAACAGACAUCCUCUUGAACUCGCACUUUACACAUGGGGGACGCCAUGGACUAUUCUCAGGUCUCCCUCCUUCUCUCUCUUUCCUCUCUCUCUCUUAUUCUAUCUCCCUCUUUCUGUCUUUCUCUGUGUGUGCCACAAGCCUGAAUUCAAUCGCUUUAAAUUGGAGCCAUGUCAAUCAAGAUUUUCAACCUCCAUCUAUCUCAUGACCCUGCACAUUAUUGUUUUCAGUAUCGUUUUGAUUUGAUCUGAUUUUCUUGCUGAUAUUGCCCCCAUUCAGAUACCCUCACUGAAACAUGCCGCGCAGACAGUUAUGGAAAAGUUAUGCAGAAAAUACUAAGGAAAUGUAACAUUUCAAUCUGUAAUUGGAUAUCUUUUAUUAGCUGUAAUGGACAGAAUGAUGCAUUAGUUAGAGAGACAAAAUCACCAGAGGAUAUGUGGAUGUGUUUGGGAGAACGUUUGUGUUUGUGUGUCAGAAUUAUAUAUAUUUUUUGCAUUAGAACAGCGGAGUUCAUAGAUGCCAGUUAGGCUCUUAAUGCUGUAUAAUCGAUAACGUACACGAGUGGCUGGAAAUGUUUAAUUUUUUUGGCGUGCGUGGUGCGUGUGUGUGUGUGCGCGUGCGCUUGUGUGUGUGCAUGUGAGAUUGUCCAUCUUUGAUCUCAAAGCUUCUAUUAGAAUGCACUUUCAGUUGCAGGAGAUUUUGUAACUCUCAGAUCUACAGUGUAACUCAUGGUACCUCAUCGUACACAUACUCUCUGUCUCUACUACCGCGUGCAGAUACAGCCAGGCUUCAUCACACAAUCAGAGCUUCACCCACAGUGUCAGUGACAUGUUAGAAGGUUAACGGAUGAUGGCUUGGUUGUCUGGACCUGCGUGUUGGUGCAUCGUUGUCUCUGUGGGCCAAGUCCCUGCUGUAUGCACCCUUAUGCCUCAUGCUCUUAACUCUAGAGUGGACUUCACUUUUUUUCCUCGAUUUUUUUUUAUUAUUAUUAUUAUUCUAAAGAAAAUGCUGUUUGGUGAUUACUGAAGGUUUCUUUUCAGUCGUCAAAGCCUCAAACACCAGUGCACCCACUCAAAAGAAGAUUGUCAAAGAGCAUCCCCGGAAAAAUCACAGGUCUCCGUUCAAUUCAACUGUUACAGAUGAUAGAAAAGUAUUAAAAUGAAUACGCAACCUUA
Molecule: messenger RNA, 2671 nt
Organism: Sardina pilchardus (European sardine)
Lineage: Eukaryota; Metazoa; Chordata; Actinopteri; Clupeiformes; Clupeidae
Gene: stub1
Product: STIP1 homology and U-Box containing protein 1
Exons: 8
Coding region: 460-1317 (285 amino acids)
Biological process (GO): positive regulation of proteolysis; protein quality control for misfolded or incompletely synthesized proteins; protein polyubiquitination
Cellular component (GO): cytoplasm; Z disc
Molecular function (GO): ubiquitin protein ligase activity; protein-folding chaperone binding
Source: RefSeq, a predicted model, not a curated record